UUGAGGGACAUCUCCUUUAAUCCUCUGGUUGAAUAUCGCUGAGCGUUGUAAUUGAGGUGUUGCGUUUUUGUCGGUGGUGACAUUUUCAUGAAAGGGCUUCAAGUCAUUGAAAUAUUUGCUCUUUCUGCAUAGGGUGUUAAUUUGUUAGUUUAUAACGUGCUUUUCUCCAUUUGCUGUGCUUUGCGAUGCACGGGUACAACUUCCUUCUGUCCACCGCCCUGACGAUACUGUUCUCCGGACCAGCUCAAGGAUACUUCCCCGAAGAGCGCUGGAGCCCCGAAUCUCCACUUCUUGCCCCGCGGGUCCUCAUUGCCCUCGUCUGCCGCAACUCUGAACAUUCUCUGCCUUAUUUCCUUGGAAAUAUCGAACGUCUGAAUUUUCCCAAGGACCGCGUGGCAAUUUGGGUUGCGACGGAUCACAAUGUGGACAACACUACAGCCAUCCUGCGUGACUGGCUCGUCAAGGUCCAAAAACUGUACCACUAUGUGGAGUGGAGGCCGCAGGAGGAGCCCACAGAGUACCAGGAUGCAGACAGCCCGAAGCAGUGGACCAACCUCCGCUAUGCACACGUGAUGAAGCUACGGCAGGCAGCACUGGACUCCGCAAGAGACAUGUGGGCAGACUACUUCAUGGUAGUGGACUGUGAUAACCUAUUGACCAAUCCUAAUGUACUGUGGAAGCUCAUCAAGGAGAAGAAGACGAUCGUAGCUCCCAUGUUAGAGUCCCGUGCAGCUUACUCCAACUUCUGGUGUGGCAUGACCUCUCAGGGUUACUAUAAGCGCACCCCUGCCUACAUCCCUAUGAGAAAGCAGGUGCGUAAAGGAUGCUUCGCGGUUCCCAUGGUGCACUCCACCUUCCUGAUUGACUUGAGGAAGGAGGCGUCACGCCAGCUGGCCUUCCACCCCCCUCACCCAGACUACAGCUGGGCCUUCGAUGACAUCAUUGUCUUCGCCUUCUCGGCUCGCAUGGCAGAUGUGCAGAUGUUCCUAUGUAACAGAGAGACUUAUGGAUAUUUCCCCGUGCCACUGCGAGCCCACAACUCCCUGACAGACGAAGCAGACAGCUUCCUACAUUCCUUGUUGGAGGUCAAUGUGCGGAACCCUCAUGUGCUGCCCUCGGAGUACAUCCCGGCCCCCAUAAAGAUACAAGAUAAACUGGGCUUUGAUGAGGUGUUCAUGAUCAACCUAAAGAAACGGACCGACCGGCGGGAUCGCAUGCUGAGGACUCUGUACGAGCAAGAGAUUGCCUGCAAGGUCAUUCAAGCGGUAGACGGCAAAGCGAUGAACAUCAGUGAGAUCAAUGCCCUGGGGAUCCACAUGCUACCAGGCUACAGUGAUCCGUAUCACGGCAGGCCCCUCACUAAGGGAGAGCUGGGCUGCUUCCUCUCACACUACAACAUCUGGAAAGAGAUCGCAGAGCGGGCUCUAAAGAGUUCCCUGGUGAUCGAGGACGAUCUGCGUUUCGAGGUCUUCUUCAAGCGACGCCUGAUGAACCUGAUGAGUGAAGUGGAGAGCCAGGGUCUAGACUGGGACCUGAUUUAUAUCGGCAGGAAGAGGAUGCAGGUGGACCGCCCUGAGAAGUCUGUGCCCAAUAUACACAACCUGGUGGAGGCCGACUACUCCUAUUGGACGCUGGGCUAUAUGAUGUCAUUACAAGGAGCCCAGAAGCUGCUGAGGGCAGAGCCGUUGAAGAGGAUAUUACCCGUAGAUGAGUUCCUCCCUGUCAUGUUCAAUAAGCACCCUGUCUCGGACUACAUGGAGCAGUUUGAGGUGCGAGACCUGAAGGCCUUCUCGGCCGAGCCUCUGCUAGUAUUCCCCACUCACUACACAGGAGACGCGGGCUACAUCAGCGACACAGAGACCUCCGUGGUGUGGGACAACGAGAAGGUGCAUACGGACUGGGACCGGGCCCGCUCGGGGAAGACCCAGGAGCAGGCGGAGAUCAGCAGCGAGGCCCAGAACUCUGAUGUACUCCAGUCACCUCUGGACAGCACAGCCACACGGGACGAACUAUGAGAGGGGAAUGGGUGGAGAGGAAGGGGAUGGGAUUGACGAUGGAGGAUUGAUGGAGAGAAAUGCUGAAGAUUCUGAACCACCAUGGGUUUUUUUUAUUUUUUUUAUUUAACGUUUUAACCCCCUUUCUUUGCAUCCUUGCAGCAACAGGAUGUACAGUACAUGGGCUCCUGUUUAUGUUUUUAACCAAAGAGGACAUGUUGAAAACAGGGAUCAGUUGCGUUAUUUUAGAACAUUUUUUCUUCCAUUUACUUUUUCAUUUCAGAAAUAUGUUGGACUCACCUUUAUUUUGCUGCAUUUACUAGACUUAAAUACAGGGUGGGAUCUGUAUGUCAACAGUGAUCUGGUUGGACUGUCUAUUACAUUUCAGUGAAGUGAUUGGCCUGUGAACUGGGACUUUGGUCACUACCAUGCCUCAAGUGCCUUAUAGCCUAGUUCAUCAUGCCAAAUCUCACAACUGACCAGAGUAGACCUCGACUCCUAGAAUUAAUACUUCAUGUAUUAAUUGUUAAUUAAUUAACUUGUGUGCAUGUUCUAUAACAGUGUACUGUAGCAGUCUUUCUGAAAGCACUGGAAAAGACAAGCAUAUUGCAUGAUUUUGGAUAUGGCUUUAAGAUGACCUUUUUCAUGUGUUCAUUUUCAAACUAUAGGUAGACCUAACAUAUUUUGCAUCCAUUAGAGAUUUAUGCUUGAAAGUUGUGUGUGCUGCUUCGCAAACGAGUCCCAUAGUUUUACGAAAACCUCACCAAGGAGCUCAAAGUCCUAUCCUAUGACAUAUGAGAUUAAUACCAAAACAGUUGUAAUUAAAAAAGCAACAGCUCCCAAAGUGAAUGACUUGGCUACCCGCCCUCCCUGUCAGACCCUAACCAUUGAGUUACAGUAGUGCUCUUUAUAGCAGUGGAGUACGUCUUUUUAGAAACCCAACAGCUCCUAAAGUUAAUAACUAUGGGUAGAAUCCUAACUUCCACUUAAGUCAAAUCUUCCUAAUCUCUUAAUUCAAUCAAAUGUAUUUAUAAAGCCCUUUGUACAUAAGCAGAUGUCAGAAAGUGCUAUACAGAAACCCAGCCUAAAACCGAAAACAACAAGCAAUGCAGAUGUAGAAGCACGGUGGCUAGGAAAAACUCCCUAGAAAGGCAGGAACCUAGGAAGUAACCUAGAGCGGAACCAGGCUAUGAGGGGUGGCCAGUCCUCUUCUGGCUGUGUCCCGGGUGGAGUUUAUAAGAGUACAUGGCCAUUUAAAGGCCAGAUUGUUCUUCAAGAUGUUCAAAAAUUCAUAGAUGGCCAACAGGGUAAAAUAAUAAUCAUAGUGGUUGUAGAGGGUGCAACAGGUCAGUACCUCAGGAGUAAAUGCCAGUUGGAUUUUCAUAGCCGAUCAUUGAGAGGUCGAGACAGCAGGUGCGGGAGAGAGCGAGAGAGAGUCGAAAACAGUAGGUCAGGGACAAGUUAGCACGUCCGGUGAACAGGUCAGGGUUCCAUAGCCGCUGGCAGAACAGUUGAAACUAGAGCAGCAGCGCGGCCAGGUGGCCUGGGGACAGCCAGGAGUCAUCAGGCCAGGUAGUCUUGAGGCAUGAUCCUAGGCCUCAGGUCCUCCGUGAGGGGAGAGCAAGCGAGAGGGAGAAAGUAUGAGAGGGAGCAUACUUAAAUUCACACAGGAUACCAGAUAAUACAGGAGAAUUACACCAGAUAAUAACAGACUGACCCUAGACCCCCAGCACAUAGACUAUUGCAUCAAUCAUCAAUACAAGUGAAAAUUCAACUUAAGUAGGAUGUUAGAAUUCACCCCUAUCCGCCUCCCCUGUCAGUCCAUAGCCAUUGAGUUACAGUAGAGCUGUUCAUAGCAGUGGAGUACUCCUUUCCCCCACUUGCCACCUCUGGUCUGUUUCCAGACUAAUGCCUUGUUGCCUUCACACGGGAGUUAUACAAGGUUCACAGGCGGGAGCGACCACAGAGACCGCAGUAGACGCCUCACACUGUUGUGGUUGAGGAGGAGCCAUGUGAGAUGUUGCGAUUCACUCAUAAUAGUCUAAGAGAUUACAUUGUCUGUCAUAACAGUGUUUUUGUAACUUCAUACCAAAUAAUAAAAUAUUUUGUUAAAAAAGA
Oncorhynchus gorbuscha (pink salmon) is the source of this 4112-nucleotide messenger RNA. RefSeq names its product collagen beta(1-O)galactosyltransferase 1a (gene colgalt1a). Bases 186 to 2015 code for a protein of 609 amino acids. Gene Ontology annotation, molecular function: procollagen galactosyltransferase activity. The record is from RefSeq and is a predicted model, not a curated record. NCBI's taxonomy places the organism in Eukaryota, Metazoa, Chordata, Actinopteri, Salmoniformes, Salmonidae. The transcript is spliced from 12 exons.